Messenger RNA from Oryza sativa Japonica Group (Japanese rice), 654 nucleotides. NCBI's taxonomy places the organism in Eukaryota, Viridiplantae, Streptophyta, Magnoliopsida, Poales, Poaceae. The record is from RefSeq and is a predicted model, not a curated record.
CAACCGCGAGACCUAGCAGUCUAGCACCCGCACCCGCACCCGCACAAACGCAGCGCAAGAUGAGCAGUGGCGGCGAGAAGUCCGGCUCGGGCGGCGGCGGCGGUGGCGGCGGCGGCGGGGCGGUGAAGACGCCCUCCGACUUCCUCAAGUCCAUCAGGGGGCGCCCCGUCGUCGUCAAGCUCAACUCCGGCGUCGACUACCGCGGUAUUUUGGCUUGUCUUGAUGGUUACAUGAACAUUGCAAUGGAGCAAACGGAAGAAUAUGUCAAUGGUCAGCUGAAGAACAAGUACGGUGACGCUUUCAUACGAGGAAACAAUGUUUUAUACAUCAGCACAUCAAAGCGUACCCUCACUGAUGGUGCAUGAGAAGGUGAGACAGCAUGCAGUUCAAUGCCUGCCACUAUCGCAACUUUGAUUUCCUCUGUGAUCAAUCUCUAAAGAAAUACUGCCUUACAAUAUCGUAGUUGCUACAUGGAAAGAGAUGUUUUCUGGAAUGGAGGAUUAUCACCAGAUAUUUGUACCCAAAAAAACUAUGUUCGAUUUUAGUAGAUUCUACAUAUUGUGGUCUGCUGCACUAUUGAUGUAUGUGGUGAUUAUUGGACCGUCAGGGAUAUGGAUAAGAUUUAUAUCUUGGGGUGUCCUCAUUCUUUGUGAA